AUGAACAACUUGAACAUUUGCCCGCAAUUGGAAGCCCACAGAGCUUGCACUGAUCCCCAGUGCACAAAAUAUCAUGAUGUUCACCUCUGCGAGCUCUGUGGUGUUUUCUGCGUGUCCACUCAGUGGUACGAUGCGCAUCUGGCCAGCGAAAACCAUCGUCGCCAAUUGGCUGGCCAUGAUGGACACAAGUACCAUUGCACCACUUGCGGCACUUACAUGUUCGGUCAAAAGAGUUGGGGUGACCAUGUCAAAGGAAAACGACAUUGCAAAAAUGCCAAGGACAAAGGUGUACCGGCCGAAGUAGCUCCCGUCAUUCCUUCGGCGCUCCCUUGCAAGUUAUUAUGCGGCGUCUGUGAUACACAGAUCCCACAGGCUUUGUGGGCUUCCCAUCUUCAAUCCCUCGAACAUCGCACAAAGCAGGGCUAUAAUGCGGUCAAAAGUGCCCUUGAAGAAGCUCUGAAGGACAAAAAUGGCGUCGUGAUUCCAGAAGGAGGAGAUUUCGGAAUCGUGGAAAGUGCCGACGCUGAGCGGGGAGUAUCGCGAACUUUGAAAAUACAGACCACAGUGCCUUCAUCGCGAGUGACCAUCAAGAGGUUUGCUAUUACAACCGCAGUAGAAGGGGCGGUAUUUACAUAUCGUCACCCUACUUCAAUUGGGGUACGGUUUUCAACACAUUACUCUGGGCACAUGGAGGAUCGCCUUGUAAUCGUCUUCGAAGACACAGCACUACAUGUAACGUUCGUCAUCGCUAGGACCCUGAAGGCCAUAGUGGGAAGCCAAGCCAACUAUGAGUUGUUGCGACCCAUCGCUCCCUUCCAACCUCGCCGAAGUCGUACGCAGCUUGAGACGAACGUAGUACCAGGCGUCCCCCCACCUUCCAGCAACACCAUACCGUACAUCAUUAAAUUGCCUGAAGCAGUGCCACCGAAGCCGCUGUCAGCUGCGUUAUCGGAAACGCCGUCUGGAAAGGUGCUGAAUCGCAUCAGAAGAGAUUUUCUCCCGAAUGUUUUUAAUUCGUCAACGUAUUCGCGCUACUUCAAGAUACUGCUUUGGGCGGAGGAGCACCGCAUGGAGCGUGAUUUGGAACGCUACGACAUGUCUGACGCUCAGCUAGAGCGUGGCGGACAGUAUUAUUUUUUGAACGUUCCUGGGUUGGCGGAAAAACGCCCAAGGGAUCGUUUUCUUGUCCAAAAACGUGGGGCUGCCGCAGGUCACUGGUUCGAAGGCCACGUCCACGUUGUUCGACAGGAGUCGGUUGGGCUGCAAUUCCACUGCUCAUUUCGUGACUGGUCUCAGCAACAGCGGUAUACCCUUCAAGCCGUGAAAUCUAUCCUUCUGCAGAAACCGGGUUCAGCGCCAUUUGUCGUUUUCGGUCCACCGGGCACUGGCAAGACUAUAACGAUAAUCAACUUUUUAGACUUUACUGCACCCUCAAGGCACUUCGAGCAGAUUCCAGAUGAGUUGCGGCGCUAUACGCACAGGAAGUUGGUGGGGGAGCGGUUCCCCGUCCUGUCGGACAUCGCGCGCUAUAGAGUGAUCGUGUCCACAUGCAUCUCCGCAUUUAUUCCGUAUGCCGGUCAGGCCACCGAACCGGAAGUUAUGACCGGCAUCAAAACGAUGGCUAACAAGGAGACCAAUAUCAUCUUGGCGGGAGACCCGAAGCAGUUGGGACCUGUCAUCCAAUCCAACAUUGCAAGGGAGUUUGGGUUGGAGCGAAGCUACCUCGAACGUCUGAUGGCGAUGGAGUUUCCCAACGAUCGAUUCUAUGCGAGUGAACUGGAGUCGUGUGGCAAUAAGAAAGUUAUACGCACUUUCGAGGGCUGGAGCAAGCUGCCUUCGAAGAGAUUCCCAAUUAUAUUUCACUCGAUCUCUGGAAAGGAUGACCGCGAGGCUUCGUCACCCUCGUUUUUCAACAUUGACGAGGUCACUCAAGUUUGCAAAUACGUCCAGCUUCUCCGAGACGAUCGAAAGAUCAAAGUUGCUCACAACGAGAUCGGUGUAAUCACUCCCUAUCACUCUCAGUGUGUCAGGAUUCGUAAGGUGCUCAAGGGCGCAGCGAACGAGGUCAAGGUCGGCAGUGUAGAGGAGUUCCAAGGCCAGGAGCGGCGAGUCAUCAUCAUUUCCACGGUCAGGAGUAGUCGAGAAUUCCUUGAGUUCGACCUCAAACGCACUCUUGGCUUCGUUGCAAAUCCGAGGCGCUUCAAUGUUGCUGUGACUCGAGCACAAGCUCUGCUCAUCGUGAUCGGAGACCCAAAUGUCUUGUCCCUAGAUCCCCUCUGGCGGUCGUUCCUGAAUUAUAUUCACUUGAACGGCGGGUGGGCCGGUCCUGAACCGACAUGGAACACGACAGAGACGGUAGAUGAGAGUGGCCAAUACGAUCAGCAUAUUCGAGAGGAUGCGCUGACCAAUAUGAAUGAUCUUGCUCGAAGGAUCGAGGAUGUCGUGCACUCGAACACAACAGGGAAUGUGUAG
Molecule: messenger RNA, 2472 nt
Organism: Suillus paluster
Lineage: Eukaryota; Fungi; Basidiomycota; Agaricomycetes; Boletales; Suillaceae
Product: RNA helicase
Exons: 12
Coding region: 1-2472 (823 amino acids)
Molecular function (GO): nucleic acid binding; zinc ion binding
Source: RefSeq, a predicted model, not a curated record